AUGGGAAGCUUUGAAGAAGUGCUGCAUAACCAGCUGGAAGAACUUCGAGCACGUUUGCUCCAGGCACAUGCCGAAUCAUCGGUUGAGCGAUUCGAGCGUGAGCGGACACGAACAUGGUCCUUCCAGAAGGUCAAUCAGGGCAUUUCUUUGGACGCCCUCGAUGCGCGUGUCCCAGUGGAGGACCAGUCGGUUGAUCUAGAGGAGAUGCAGCGCAUGCUCACCAGCGUGCGCCCUGCAGAAGAGAAGUGGGCGAGCUUCAUCAGACGGAUGCAGAAUCGCAACAGCUAUUACAUGCCUACUGAGAAGGUCCUGACCCUGCACAGCGACUGGAUCUCCACGGCUCCAGGAAAGCAGCAAGGUCGCCGUGCAGCGACUUUGCACCAGAGCGACACAGCCAUCGAGGGUCAGCCGCUGUUCAAAGGAGCCGCAGAGGAUAUGUCGCACAUGCUGAAGCGAGGUUGCUCGAAGCUUAUCCUCCUGCCACAAAGCAAUAUCCGGCUCACAAUGUCCAUCCUCGGGCUGAUCGCCAUCGUUUGGGAUGUCGUCUUUAUUCCAAUCCAGGCAUUCGAUGAUUUGCCUGUCGCCUUCGAUGACUUCCUAAUGCAAAUGACCUACGCUGUGUUCGCCUAUUGGUUUCUCGACUUUCUUCUCCAGUUCUUCUCUGCUCCGGAAACCGGUCAGGGAGUUCGCGCAGAGACGCGACUCCACAUUGUAGCCAUACGCUACCUGAAGAGCUGGUUCGUCAUCGAUGCAACAAUUCUAGGUCUGGACAUAGGACUCUUCAUUGCGGAAGCCAACUUGAAAUCAGACUCUGCAACAAUGUCGACCAUACAGUCGGUUCGCCUUCUUCGGGUGCUACGUCUCCUCAGGUUUGCGCGACUGAUCCGGAUCAGUCGAGUCCAGAAGUCCCUGCUGUCGAUCGUGACGCGUUUCACAUCGGUGUAUUUCUGGAUGGCAAUGCAGAUGAUGAAGGGCAUCGUGGUCAUCCUUGUCAUCAACCACUACUUGGCGAUUGGCUGGCUAGUGCUGGGCAAGUACUUCUGGUACUCGUCGACUUGGGUGGACAACGCUGAUAUCCGCGACAGAGAAUUUUCAGCUCAGUAUGUAACUUCCUUCCAUUGGUCUCUGGCCCAGUUUCUGCCAUCGACCACGGACAUUGCUCCGACCAACGGCCUGGAGCGCCUUUAUGCUGUGCUGGCAGUCCUCCUCGCGUUUGGAGUGAUUUCUUCCUUCAUCACUGGAGUUACCAACACCGUAAACGCAUUGCGUGCUGUGCGUGUGAGCACCGUAACGCAGGAGGCGAAGCUUCGACAGUUCUUCAGCGACAGACGGUUGCCAGCGUCGCUGCUCAAAAACUGCCUAACGGCCUUCCGUGAGAAAGCCGACAAGACGCAGUACAUCAGCGAAGAGGACGUUUCCAUUCUGCAAUCUUCUCCGGAGAGGCUGAAAGCUCAGCUGCACGAGGAGAUGUUCAAAGGUGUGCUGCUCUCCCGACUUUGGAUGCAGUUCGCAGUUCGCUACGACAACACCGGAUUGAUGACCAACCUCUGCCACCUGGCUUUAUGCGAGAAAUGUACAAGGAGAUCUGAGGAUGUGUUCCUACCUGGCACCGACUGCACUGGGGCGAUCAUCCUGAACCAUGGCAGCAUGACCUAUUCGACCGGUGAGUUGGUGAUGAUGCCUUCAUCCUCGGUGGCCACAGCGUCCUCCGCUUCAUCCAGCGGAAGUGGAAGUGAGAGGGCCCGCAGGCGCGCGGCAGCGCAAUUCAUGGCGAUGGAAAUCAGCGAAGGAACCUGGCUUUGUGAAAUCGCAUUGUGGACACAAUGGUGGCAUCGGGGGCAGCUUGCUGCUCAAGGUGCAGCGCUUUACACCUAUGUGGACGUCGCAAAGUUUAUGCGGCUGGUGAUCGAGACCGGCGGCUACUCUUACAUGUACCUGCGCACAGUUGGCAUUCUCAUGACCGCGGCCAUGGAGAAUCUGAUGAAUGAUGAUGAGGAGAACGACCUCUCCAUCAACGAGGAGCGGCAGCAAGAGAUUUGUGAGCGGGCGUUUCACUUCCAGCAGUUGGCACGACUAGUUUACUGGUACGCAAAGCAUGCUCCGCAAAUGAAGAAAGAUCCCUGGGCUGAAUAUGGCCCCUCGGAGAUCCACCAGCUGGAGCAGGAUCAUGCCACUCGAAUUCAGGAGCUGCGAGAGCGAGCUCACCACCGUGAAGAUGAGUUUCGAGAGGCAGUUACCGCCAAGGAGGCUGCACAAGCCGAGCUUCGACGAUGCAAAGAGGAGCUGGAGGCCGCCCGGAUCGAGCUGACCCGGCAGAGGAGUGAAGACAUGCCCAAGCCUGCCGUGGAGGCCAAAGCUGACUGCCUCCGGCGUUCGUUGAUGGCCCCUGGAGGCUUGCGCAAGGCUCUGGAUGCCACGGAUGCGGAAGGCCGUGUUUCGCGGUGCUUGGAGUUGGCCCGCGCCAACAAGGAGCUCUGGAGAGACUUCCUUUCCUGGGCAGAAGCCAGCGGUGCUCAGGGCUUGGAGCAAGUGAGGAUCGCUUUCGUGGCGAAGGACGAUGGCCCAGUGCGUGGGCUCGUCGCUACCCAAGAGGUUACCUCUCCCAUCAUCUUGCCGAGAUGCCUGCUGCUCACGGCUUCUUCGGAGUCGGAGUUAGGGAUAAAGCUGGCCUUGGAGAAGAAGAGGAUGCUCAGCGGUUUGGGGAGCUUCUGGUCUCCUUGGAUCCGGAUUUUGCCAGACGAGGCAGAAUUGCAGCAGCACCACAUAGCCUAUGCGUCCGAGGAGCUCCUGGAGGCUUUCCGAGAGCUGCCCGUGGUGGCAAAAAUCCGAGCCUGGCAUCAAAGCCUCGCCGAAAACUGGAAGAAAGAGGCUGAGAAUUGGCAGAAAAAGGCCGAAGAGAUCGGGCUCACCGCCCUGACUUUCGACGACUUCUUCUGGGCUUGCACCGUCGUAAAGACGCGCGUGUACUUGCCUCCUCCCACGUACUGCUUCAUGCCGUUCGCUGACAUGAUGAACACAGAACCUGAACCCAACAUGGACGUGUAUGACAGUGGCCCGGAUGUUUAG
Symbiodinium sp. CCMP2592 is the source of this 3066-nucleotide messenger RNA. The record is from the annotation of a GenBank genome assembly. Lineage: Eukaryota; Dinophyceae; Suessiales; Symbiodiniaceae.